This is a messenger RNA of Aphanomyces invadans, 702 nucleotides long. RefSeq lists its product as hypothetical. Bases 1 to 702 code for a protein of 233 amino acids. The transcript has a single exon. Lineage: Eukaryota; Oomycota; Saprolegniomycetes; Saprolegniales; Verrucalvaceae. The record is from RefSeq and is a predicted model, not a curated record.
AUGCCGAACGACUCGCUCCUGCGAACGUGCCUCAUCCAAGGAUGCCAUGACACGGCCAUCCCCAACACGUGGCGGUGUAAGCUUCACCGCCACCGCGGCAUGUGCAUCAUCGACAGCUGCACCAACCAAGCAUACGCACGGCAGCUUUGUUGCCGCCACGGUGCCAAGAAGGAAUGUGCGGUCGACGGCUGCUCACUACGCGCUCGCUUUGACAACGUGUGCUACAAGCACGGCGCAACCAAGAAACUGUGCAUCGAACCUGGGUGUCCGCAGCCCGCGCAGGCCCGACAGCGCUGUGUCAAGCACGGCGGAGGGCGGCAAUGCAAGUUCUCCGGCUGCACAGCGCAUGCGAGAGCGGGGGGGUUCUGUCAGCGCCAUCGCAUGUCGGGGAAGCUGUCUCCGACCGCGUACCCUUCGAAGAAUGGCAUCAAUAUGAUGUCGCUGUGGGGCGACAACGCCACAUUCACGGUUAAGAAAGCCCCGGCAUCUCUGCUGACAACGCCGCUCGUCUCGAUCGACUCGACGACUGACGUUUCACAGCUCGACACUCAUAUUCCCCUUCAACCGCUGUCGCUGAUGCAACUGAUCCACGGCAUGGAAACACCACAGCCCGUCACGGCGGCGCCACAGUGGGCAUCACCGCAUUAUUGCCACGGCACCACCGUGCUGCACAACAUCUUCGACCUCCUCGGCGACAUUUGA